This is a messenger RNA of Oncorhynchus kisutch (coho salmon), 5746 nucleotides long. Its product is annotated as vascular endothelial growth factor receptor 3-like. Gene Ontology annotation, molecular function: ATP binding; transmembrane receptor protein tyrosine kinase activity; growth factor binding. Gene Ontology annotation, cellular component: signaling receptor complex; plasma membrane. The record is from RefSeq and is a predicted model, not a curated record. Gene Ontology annotation, biological process: regulation of MAPK cascade; positive regulation of cell migration; angiogenesis. NCBI's taxonomy places the organism in Eukaryota, Metazoa, Chordata, Actinopteri, Salmoniformes, Salmonidae.
AGAGAAAAACGCGUUUUUCCUCCUCUCUCUCUCCUCUAUUUCACCCAUGCACAUCCUCCUCGCGUGGUUCUGGUGACAGAAUCACGGUUUCCCGGUUCCACAGCAAGCGCACCUGAGUUUGUCCCAUUCAACUCACAAUACUUUUUCCUCCUUUCUCUCUCUCCCUGCACGCAUCAACAUCUCAAAACACGCGACGUUUUGUAGUAAAAUAAUCAUCGGUUAAACGUUCGCAGGACUGGAGAACUGGAAAUGAAGAGAGAUUUGACGUGUUUCUGUCGGAUUUGGGUUGGGAUCGUUGCUGCUUCAGGUCUGGCGAUUGGCUACUCUAUGACUCCGCCCACCAUUGACAGCGACAAAGAAGACCUCGUGAUCCACGCAGAUGAAACACUGACCAUCACAUGCAGGGGUCAGCGUACUCUGUCCUGGGUGUGGCCUGAGACGACCCUGGUGGGAGAGGAGCUGACUGACCGUCAGGCCGGACCCAGGCCCAGCAGAGCCCCAGGGAGAGAGGCCGAGACUGGGUCUGGAACCCCUGUUUGUACCCCCGGGGCUGGGGCUGGAGUUGUGGGAGACCACCCCGUGGCCACGGAGGGGGCUGGUACGCCUGCUUCGGUCCCUGUCCAGAGAAGGGGAGUCAGCAUCCUGGAGUGUCCAGGGGAGCCUGGAAGGCCGUAUUGCAAGACCCUGGUCCUCACUGGAGCUAAAGGGAAUGAUACAGGGUACUACCGCUGUUACUACAGAGAUGUCAAGGCUGUCAUCGACGGGGCCACGGCUGCUACUCUAUAUGUGUUUGUCAGAGAUUUGGAGCAGCCUUUCCUCAGGAGAAACAGAGGAAGCAACGGGGACCUGGAGACCAUCUUCAUAUCAAGAUCCUCCACUCACGUCACAGUACCUUGUCUAGUCACUGUGCCCGACCUCAACGUCACACUUUAUCUGUGGGAGAUGAUACCUAUGCUCCUGGAGGAUGAGGGGAUGGUGUGGGACAGUAAAAGAGGCUGGUCCAUCCCUAGACAAACCUUAGACUCCAGACCUUUCCUCAUUGGGAUUUACUGCGAAGCUACACGACAAGGGAGACACUACCGCUCUACUCUCUACCUGGUGCAGUCCACAGGAAGUCAGGUUUACGACUUCAAGCUCUAUCCAGAGGACUCGGUGGAGCUGUUCGUGGAGGAAGCCCUGACGCUCAACUGUACCGCCACAGUGGAGUUUAACACCCUGGUCGAGUUCCAGUGGUCCUAUCCUGGAAAACAGCUGAACAGUACAGUGGACAUAGUGCACAAGCGUAAUUCCCUCUCUCGGUUCACGGAGGCCGUCAGCAUCCUGACCAUCCAAAGCGUCAACGUCACCGACACCGGCACUUACACCUGCUCUGCCAUUAGCGUGGACAAAAAAAUGGAUCUGGAAACACAAGUCAUAGUGUAUGAGAAACCAUUCAUCAGCCUAGACUACAGGAGCGGCCCGGUCGUCGAGGCAACAUCAGGACAGAAGUCUUUUAAACUGUUAGUCAAUGUGUCAGCAUACCCCAGACCUGACAUACAGUGGUAUAAAGGUGAUAAGUUGAUCAGCCGUCGUCCAGAGUUCAACAGGAUGCGUCUCCAUCAGCACUAUAACUUAGAGAUCAGAGACGUUCACCCUGAGGAUGCUGGGAACUACACCGUCCUCCUCAAGAACACUGCCUCCCCGCUGGAGAGGAGACUCACCAUCACACUCAUCAUCAACGUUCCCCCUCAGAUCCAUGAGAAGGAAAUAGCGACACCCUCUAACCCGUAUAGUCGUGGCAGCAGACAGACCCUAAUCUGUACAGGGUACGGACUCCCAGCCCCCAACAUCACCUGGCAGUGGAGGGCAUGGAGCCCCUGUGGCCUCAACAGCACCCAACGCCUGGAAGACAAACACCCACACCUGAGUCGGAGGGAUCAUAAAGGGCGUAGCGACAGCGUCUCAGACUGUCAGAACUGGCAGGACCUGGACUCACAGAACACCGUGAAUAAAAUAGAAAACAUCGAGACGUCAGUCGAAGUGGUGGACGGUAGGCAGAAGAUAGUCAGCAGACUGGUGAUCCAGAACGCCAGUGUAUCAGUCAUGUAUAAAUGUUCUGCUAACAACAAAGUGGGUAAAGACCAAAAGCUGAUAUACUUCUAUGUGACCACAAUCCCAGAAGGGUUCAGUGUAGAGCUGGGUCCGUCUGAGGAACCUCUGGAGCAGGAGGAGGUGUCGCUAAGCUGCAUCGCUGACAACUACACCUACGAACAGCUCACCUGGUACAGACUGGACCCACAGGCGCUGCAGGAUGAGAGUGGUAAACCCCUGGAGCUAGACUGUCGUAGUGUCCACCUGUACGCUGACCGCCUGGAUGGACAACUGACCUAUCAGGAGCAGUCUAACAGCUGGAUCCUGGAGAUGACUAUAGCUAGCAUCACGCUACAGGAUGAAGGGAACUAUGUCUGUGAGGUUCAGAAUAGGAGGAGCCGAGAGAAACAUUGUCUACGCAAAUACAUAUCGGUUAAAGCUCUAGAAGCUCCCUGGUACAGACACAACCCGGCCAAUCAAACAUUGAACGUCAGUGAGUCUCUCCUAAUGGAGUGUGAUGUAGUGGGAACUCCUUCACCACACCUCUCCUGGUUCAAAGACAACCAGCCCCUGCACCAAAUGUCAGGACUGCAGCUACAGGACGCCAACAGGACUUUGAGUAUCCAGCGUGUCAGAGAAGAGGACGCCGGUCUCUACACCUGCACCGCCUGUAAUCAGAGGGGCUGCGCACACUCCUCCGCUGCCGUCACAGUGCUGGGUUCUAGUGACAGGGCUAACUUGGAGAUCAUGAUUCUGAUCGGGACGGGUGUCAUCGCUGUGUUCUUCUGGGCUCUACUCAUUCUCAUCUUCUGCAACGUCAAACGGGUGAACCCAGCAGAUAUAAAGACAGGCUAUCUGUCCAUCAUAAUGGACCCAGGGGAGGUUCCUCUGGGUGAGCAGUUUGAAUACCUCCCCUACGACUCCUCCCAGUGGGAGAUAUCUAUGGACAAACUACAACUAGGGAAGGUGUUGGGUCAUGGAGCGUUUGGGAAGGUCAUCGAGGCCUCCAUCUUUGGCAUCAGCCAGAACAACAGCCUGGACACUGUGGCGGUGAAGAUGCUGAAAGAGGGAGCGUGUGCCAGUGACCACAAGGCUCUGAUGUCAGAGCUGAAGAUCCUGAUCCACAUUGGGAACCAUCUUAACGUGGUCAACCUCCUGGGGGCAUGCAAACCCAGCGCCCCCCUCAUGGUGGUGGUGGAGUACUGCAAGUAUGGGAACCUGUCCAACUACCUGAGAGCCAAGAGAGAGUUCUUCCUACCUUACAGGACCCCUAACCUGUCCAACUACCUGAGAGCCAAGAGAGAGUUCUUCCUACCUUACAGGGACCGCUCCCCUAAGACUCAGAGCCAGGUGAGACGCAUGAUAGAGGCGGGACAAGUGGAGCAGAGGGCCCGCCUCCCACCUUCCCCGUCCUCCUCCUCUAUUGGCAGCCUCCAGAAUCAGUCACCCAGCAAGUCCAAUCAGAAGAGCCACUCUCCUGCUGUGGAGAAAAUAGAAGACCUAUGGAAGACUCCUCUCACUAUAGAAGAUCUGAUUUGCUAUAGUUUCCAGGUGGCCAGGGGAAUGGAGUUCCUGGCCUCACGAAAGUGUAUCCACAGGGACCUUGCAGCGAGGAACAUCCUGCUGUCAGAGAACAACGUGGUGAAGAUCUGUGACUUCGGCCUGGCUAGAGACAUCUACAAAGACCCCGACUACGUCAGGAAAGGCAGCGCCCGUCUGCCACUGAAGUGGAUGGCUCCAGAGAGUAUCUUUGACAAGGUCUACACCAGCCAGUCUGACGUCUGGUCCUUUGGUGUUCUACUCUGGGAGAUCUUCUCUCUGGGUGCAUCUCCGUACCCAGGUGUCCAGAUCGAUGAGGACUUCUGUAAACGACUGAAAGAUGGAACUAGGAUGAGAGCUCCUGAAACAGCUUCCCCUGAGAUCUAUGGUAUAAUGCUGGCCUGCUGGCAGGGCGAGCCCCGAGAGAGACCUCCCUUCCAAGCCCUGGUAGAUAUCCUGGGAGACCUACUCCAGGACGACAGACUACCAGAUGGUAAGGACUACAUCCCCCUGAAUCCGUCCCAGAGCUCUGAGGAAGACAGCUUCUCUCACGCCUCUUCACAACCCGCUUCACAGGAGGAGAUGAGACUGGCCUGUCACAGCAUACCCAUCAGGUAUUAUAACUGUGUGCCCUUCGCUGGCUGUGUGUUCGUGGGGCCGUCGAAGCUGUCGUCAUGCCAACCCAGAGUGAAGACAUUUGAGGAGCUACCAAUGGAAACGGCCUGGUAUAAAACCCACAACAACGGAGACAACCAGACAGACAGUGGGAUGGUUCUGUCGUCAGAGGAGUUUGAGAUGAUCCAACACGAACACAGAGGAGCCAAUAGGAGUACAGAGCGUCUGGUGGUGGUAGAGUCCAGCGGUAGCUCCCUUAGUUCCAGACACCGACCAGCCUUCCUCUCCCAGCUCUCUGGCCAGACCUUUUACAACAACGAGUAUGGUCAGCUGUCAGAGGAGGGCAGGGUCCUGGACUUCUUCUCCUCCCCUGAUGAUACACGCUGUCUCGCAUCCUCCAACCUGUGAUGUCAUCAUCACAGAGUGGGUAGCCCUUCCUCCUCCAACCUGUGAUGUCAUCAUCACAGAGUGGGUAGCCCUUCCUCCUCCAACCAGUGAUUGGCUACAGUGGGUUAGCCCCUCCUCCUCCAGCCUGUGAUUGACUACAGUGGGUUAGCCCCUCCUCCUCCAACCUGUGAUUGACUACAGUGGGUUAGCCCCUCCUCCUCCAGCCUGUGAUUGACUACAGUGGGUUAGCCCCCUCCUCCUCCAACCUGUGAUUGACUAGUGGGUUAGCCCCUCCUCCUCCAACCUGUGACUGACUAGUGGGUUAGCCCCUCCUCCUCCAACCUGUGAUUGACUAGUGGGUUAGCCCCUCCUCCUCCAGCCUGUGAUUGACUACAGUGGGUUAGCCCCUCCUCCAGCCUGUGAUUGACUACAGUGGGUUAGCCCCUCCUCCUCCAAGCUGUGAUUGACUACAGUGGGUUAGCCCCUCCUCCUCCAACCUGUGAUUGACUAGUGGGUUAGCCCCUCCUCCUCCAGCCUGUGAUUGACUACAGUGGGUUAGCCCCUCCUCCAGGCUGUGAUUGACUACAGUGGGUUAGCCCCUCCUCCAGGCUGUGAUUGACUACAGUGGGUUAGCCCCUCCUCCUCCAACCUGUGAUUGACUACAGUGGGUUAGCCCCUCCUCCUCCAACCUGUGAUUGACUACAGUGGGUUAGCCCCUCCUCCUCCAACCUGUGAUUGACUACAGUGGGUUAGCCCCUCCUCCUCCAACCUGUGAUUGACUACAGUGGGUUAGCCCCUCCUCCAACCUGUGAUUGACUACAGUGGGUUCCAAUAGUUCAGAUUCCAGUCUUGCUAGCCACAAGGGUUGGGAUUAUAUUGUAGUAUAUAUACUCAAUCCCAUCUCCUUCCCUCUCUUCCUUGCUGUCACUCCUUCCCCUCUCCAUGGCCACACCGGCCCAUACUGGACUGAGCCGUCAGUACCUGCAGUUCUCUAACCAACCACUGGGUGGCAGUAUGUCAAAACCAAAGUAUGAUAUAUCAACCACAGUUCAGAUGUGUAACUUUAUACAGAGUAAGCUUUUGAUUAUUUGAAGAAAAAAAAAAAUUAUGAAAAUAAAGAAAUAUAUCUUCUUUA